This is a messenger RNA of Cololabis saira (Pacific saury), 4665 nucleotides long. It is a transcript of the gene fhdc2, whose product is annotated as FH2 domain containing 2. The transcript has 12 exons. Lineage: Eukaryota; Metazoa; Chordata; Actinopteri; Beloniformes; Belonidae. The coding region runs from base 270 to 3509 and encodes 1079 amino acids. The record is from RefSeq and is a predicted model, not a curated record.
GAGGCUGCUGCGAAAUGAGCGACAGAAACCCCCGGGAUAAAGACGUUAUAGAAAAGGAAAGUAAAACAAGCGUCAAUGUGUCGAAGCAGGAUUAAAUCGGCAGGUUUUAUCGGCGUUUUUGGACUCACCUCUGGGGAAAAGUUUUGCCAACAGCGGCAGAAUUACCUUGAACAAGAGGACUCUGGGAGCUCAGAAGGCCGUUGCCGGAGCAGAGCAGCAGAUCCAGUUGAGCUGCUCCAACCCCGCCCUGGAACAAGCAGACAGCCUCUAUGCACAUCAGCCUGACUGUGGCCAUCAAGGAGUCUCGGGCCUUUCAUGGAACUCAGCCUGCCGGCCCCGCAGAUAUCCCUGACCCUGCUGAAGUGACAGCCAUGGAGUCACGUCAGGUGCUGGGCGUCCCUCCACCGCCCCCGCCUCCUCCUCCUCCUCCUCCACCUCCUCCCCCGCCCCCGCCGCCACCGGCAUCCUCCUCUCCUUUCAGCCGGGCCGAUAGUGCCCGUCAAAGCCGGCUCCGGAAGCUGAACUGGGAACGCAUCCCCAAAGAGAAGGUAGAGGGAAGAAAGAGCGUGUGGAGUGGGGCGGCACCAGGCGAGGAUGAGUUCCCCUUAGACCUCAGCUCUCUGGAUGAGCUGUUUGGUCAGAAGGACAGCAAGCCCAGGGACAGAACCAGCACGCUGAGACGAAGGUCCGUGCUGCUGCGUUGCAGAUCCCCACAGAACGGACCUGAAGAGAUUUCCCUUCUGGAUUCCAAGCGCAGUAUGAACAUUGGAAUAUUUCUGCGGCAGUUCAAGACGCCUGCUAAGGAGAUAGUCGAAGACAUCAGGCAUGGUGCUGGAGAUCGUUACGGAGCAGAGAAACUCACAGAGCUUUGCAAAUUGCUGCCUGACAGAGAGGAGGAGUCUCGCCUGAAGAGGUUCGGUGGGGAGCGGAGCUGCCUGGCAGAGCCUGAUCUUUUCAUGCUACUGUUGGUGGAAGUCCCCAGCUUUCGUCUUCGUCUGGAUGCCAUGAUCCUGCAGCAAGAGUUCGACCCGGCUGUGACCUCUCUGUGUGUGGCAGCCAGAUGUCUGAGGGAGGCAGCCAGAGAACUGCUGAGUUGUCCAGAACUACACUCCAUACUCCGCUUGGUGCUGAAAGCAGGAAACUAUAUGAACGCUGGUGGAUAUGCAGGGAACGCUGCUGGCUUUCGGAUCCCAUCACUUCUCAAACUGGCCGACACCAAAGCCAACAAGCCAGGCAUGAACUUGCUGCAUUUUGUUGCUAUGGAAGCUGUGAAAAAAGACCAGAGUUUACUUUCAUUUCCCAGCCAACUAGGCCACGUUGGCUCCGCCUCCAGGUUGUGUGAGGAAAGUGUGCUGGAUGACUUAUCAAAGCUAAAAAGAAGAGUGGUUGUUCUCAAGGAAAGUAUACAGACCGAGACAGAGAUUCAGCAACAUACGCAAUCUUUUCUGGAGAUGGCUGAAGAGCGCCUGAAAGAGGCAGAUGAUGAAGUAGAGGGUAUGAGGAUGUCGAGUCAAGCUCUGUUGGAGUUCUUCUGCGAAGAUGAGAGCACUUUCAAACUGGAGGAAGCCUGUGGGGUCUUCCGCUUGUUUUGCUGUCGCUUCGAAAAAGCUGUGCAGGAAAAUGAAGAACGGGAGCUGAAGGAGCAGAAACGUCUGGAACGUCAGCGCGAGAUGGUGGAAAAGCGACGCUCUCUGGCCGUCUGCACGGGGCUGGAACUGGGCCUGAGCGUCGCCAGGGAACCUCAGAAUCCGGAGAACCAAGAUGAGCUGGAGAAACUCCUGCAGAAGAACUUGAGCUACAGCUGGAGUCGCCGUAGUCUCAGAGGCUCGGAGUCCCGCAGAUUCUCACACCAACUCCAAAACCAUCUCCACAGCUCAUCCAUGCACAAGAGCUUCCCAGUGUUGGGCAGUAGCCCGACGUCAAACAGCUAUCACUCCAACAGCUCCUCCGAUCCCGAGACCAGCGCUGUUCUCUGCAGCUCUCCUGAGACUGAUGGCGCAUGCUCCCCCGUUGAGCACGAACCCGUCCUGGACAGAGAGAGCAAAGCAGACACCCUGAGCAUGAAAGCAGUUAAAGAUUCCCACAUUGUAACAUUCAGUCCCUCUCAGCAAGGACGUGGCUUCAUGGUCAAGCAAUACAGGCCUGAGAGCAUUUGCUACACACUAAAAAGCCAAAUGAAGGCAACGGGACUUGACAAAGAGGCAGAUUUUUGUCCAGAACACAUGGCUUUGAGUGGUUCCCGAAGAGACUCCGCUGUUAUAAAUACCAAUACACCAGCCCAGAGUGUUAAAAACCAUUUAUCUCCUUACAAACAUAGGUUCGGCCUGCCGCUGACGGACAGCAAGCGUGCUCUUCAGGAAAAAAACGAAGGCCGCGAGGCUGAAGAAAAGUCAGGUCAUUCAAGUGCACUGCUCCCUGAUAGUGACACCAAGAGUGGACUGUUAAAGCUCCCCAGAUCUGACUUCAAAUCAAAAUCCUACCCCGAUGACGUCCAGUCCCAUCUCCAAACGAAAGACAUCGUGUCCGUGAAAACGAACGCUGCAAUGCUUUUUCCUGACGCAGCUUUAACAGCAGAAGAAGUUUCUGCUCCUGUGGAGGAGAACUGGAUGCCCUCCAGUUUACCCGAGUUCAGCCAGUCACAGCCAGAGGAGGCCUGCGCCUCACCCUGUGACGAGAGCGAGUCAGCAAGGCCAUUCUCACGUGUUGGUGAAACACUGGAGUGUCACACUUUGGUGAAAGGUCUCCGAUCCUAUGAAGCCUUGUCACCCCCACCCUCGCCGCUCCCACGACCAAAGCCGAGCCUUUGCUCCAAGUGGAGGAAAGAAAGGGAGGUUGACCUACGAGAGGGUACGACUGCAGGGUCUCCGGCAUCAAAGGAGGACACUCGGACGAUGAAGAUCCCCGUGCGGAGUGGAAUAGGGGCGAAGAGGGGGCUUGGGUCAAAUACGGCUCCGUCCAGUAGCACAGGCUUUGCCAAGUUGCGCUCUAAAACCGAGUCCUCCAACGGGACCUCGACGUCUACAAACCCAGCCACUCCUACCCGGCUGACCAUCCCUCGCAGCCUGUCAAUGCGCUCCUCUCCUGUCACUCGGCCACCUGUUACUCAGGCGGAGGUGAAGCGCAGCAGCAGCACACGGGAGAGAACCGUGAAUGAGUCACAGACUCCGGUAAAGUCCACUCUGACCCGCAGGACUUCAGACAGAGCCGUGCCAGAAAAGGUUUCGGGCAGCUCCCAGCCUGCUUUCAGCAGAGGAACUCCUCUUCGUGUUUCCAAACGCCUCGCCCCUAACUCGGAGGCUCGGAUCCCCUCGCAGCCUCGGACGGCCCACAGCCCAUCCUCCGCCACCGCCAAGACCAUACGCACCGCUGUCAUCUCAGCUGCCCGCAGUAAAUUCACCAAGACGACCAGUCCGAGCGCCUCUCCUCCGAACUCUAAAAGCCCGGCAGCCUCACGGAUACCUGGUCUCAAAAUGCCUCGAGCUGCUGCAGCUCUGCCACUGUGGAGGUGAUGAAAGGCCCUUGUUGGUGCAGUUUGCUCAAAUGUCUUCUACCUGUAUGGUCUCCCUCCGUCCUGACUAAGUUGUAGUUCAUCUGAACUGAACUCGGUUUCAAUGAAAAGAUACUUCAUGUAGAUUUUAAAUGUGGGGUUCUACAUGUGUUAAGAUAAGUUGUGCUGAGAGUAUUGGGGAUACUUGUGUUCCACACGGUAACAGCAUAGUCGAUCCUCUACAUUCUACCUCGUUUUUUACACCCAUUUGUGUCCUUUGCAGGCAAUAGGGCAACAAAAGAUGAGUGUUAUUGUAACUAUUCAUAUGUAGAGCCGCUUGAACACAUUUCUCACCCUAUUAAAAAGUCUAUCAAGUGAACACCGCUACAUGAUUUUGAAAGAAGUGUAAUUUGGGAAACGGUUUCCAUCUCCCUAUUCCGGGAAGAAAAGUAGUUUCAUUUUAUAUUACUAGAGGUAAAAGAUUCCUGAAUGUCGUGGGCACUGUGGCCUUCUCCUAAAUGAUUAGUGUUUUCAAAACUGAAUUCGGUACAAUAGAGGCCUCAUCUAAAAGAUGCACUUUAAAAACUAAAGAGGUGGCUGUUACUGUUGUUUUUGUUAUUUUUAUUUUAUAUGAAAAUAUCUAUAACUUUAUUGAAUAGCGCUAUUCAUAUGUGGAUUUGUAAAUAUGGAAGGAUGAAUAAAGACAAAGUUGUGAAUAUAAGUGCCAUCAGUCUGCACUUCAGUUACGUUCAAAAAGAGCCAUGCGGUUAAGUUGAAUGUUCAGGAAGCUUCUUUGAGAGCUUCGGUCUCACAGCCUUCACUCCUGCAUCGACAGCCGCCGUUGCUGUCCUCCGGUCACCCUCCUUUUUACUCCGUCUUCUCCUGAACUCCCAGUUGCCACAUCUUUUGACACAGUCGCCCACGAUCCUGUCAGCGACUGUUGUCAUGGGAAAGCCGCAGACGUCUUGGGGAAUCUCCUGGCAGAAUUGCGGGGGUGCAGGAGUCUGGAUGGAGGGUGACUGCGGGUGUCGGGCCCCAGUGGGAAUUCUCUGUUUAUAGGCUGCAGUGACGCCAGAACCUCUUGGGAAAGGCAAUAAACUGGUCCCUCUUUGUGUUGUCGAGUCUCUGGUUGUUGGUCGACUGUGGCCUUUUAACCUGCUGCAGUGUAUAAAGAUGAC